Messenger RNA from Syngnathus typhle (broad-nosed pipefish), 3021 nucleotides. RefSeq names its product RAB32a, member RAS oncogene family (gene rab32a). Gene Ontology annotation, biological process: vesicle-mediated transport. Bases 167 to 820 code for a protein of 217 amino acids. The record is from RefSeq and is a predicted model, not a curated record. Lineage: Eukaryota; Metazoa; Chordata; Actinopteri; Syngnathiformes; Syngnathidae. Gene Ontology annotation, molecular function: GTPase activity; GTP binding. The transcript is spliced from 3 exons. Gene Ontology annotation, cellular component: vesicle; trans-Golgi network; Golgi apparatus.
AAUUUUUUGCUUUGUGGACCAGCCCGGUCCGUGACAGCCCACUUUUCUUUUCCCUCCUCUCGUGCGCGAGGACGAACUCAUGACACACACACGCAAAACCACGCACAUACACUCAGGCACACACAGAUUCCAAUAAAAGUUGAGCUCAAGCGUAGGACUGUCGUUGAUGCAGGCGAGCAUGGCCGGCGGUUCGGUGUCGGAGUGCAAGGAGUACUUGUUCAAAGUGCUGGUGAUCGGGGAAUUGGGGGUGGGCAAGACGAGCAUCAUCAAGCGGUACGUGCACCAGCUCUUCUCCCAGCACUACCGAGCCACCAUCGGUGUGGACUUCGCUCUCAAGGUCCUCAAUUGGGACAGCAAGACGCUCGUCCGGCUGCAGCUUUGGGACAUCGCAGGUCAGGAACGCUUCGGAAACAUGACGCGGGUGUACUACAAGGAGGCGGUGGGGGCCUUUGUGGUUUUCGACGUGACCAGGGGCUCCACGUUCGAGGCCGUGUCCAAGUGGAAGCACGACUUGGACAGCAAGGUGAAGCUGGCCAACGGCAGCCCCAUCCCCUCAGUACUGCUGGCCAACAAGUGCGACCAGAAGAUAGAGGGAUAUAACAACACGACGCUGAUGGACAAUUUCUGCAAGGAGACGGGCUUCCUGGGCUGGUUCGAGACAUCGGCCAAGGACAAUAUCAAUGUGGACGAGGCGGCCAAAUUCCUGGUGGAGAACAUCUUGGCCAAUGACAAGGGCUUGCCGUACGAGGAGAGCAACGGAGACCGCAUCAAACUGGACCAGGAGACUGUGGCGGCGGAGAGCAAACCGGGCUGUUGCUAACACUCGACGCACACUAACGGGAACACAGUUCCGCCACGCUGCCCCCAAGCUGGGGCGGGAAUGCUUUGGGAAAGCUCCAGGAGAUUUAAUGGUUUAAUUUUUUUGAUAUCUUGAUGGUCCCCAAAUAGCUUCAGAGUCUCUAUCUUCAAACCACUUUACUGUUUAUUCCACCAUUAACAAUUGAUCCUAGCCUCUAAAUACUUGAAGUUGGCUCAUCCAUUGGCCCUGGACUUUACCUGACAAGGGCUGGGGCGAUUUUUUGAUUAUUAUGAUGAUUACUUUAGACAACGGCAGAGCCAUGCUGCCUUUUAUUUGUGUUCUUGUUUGUGUGUGAAUCACUUCACUUUUGAGAGUUUUCCACUCUGUACGCAGAAGGGCUAUAAAGCCCUUUUUUAAAGUAUUUUAAAUUGCACUCUUGUUUAUGUCGCUCUGUAUUCGAUUUUACUACUGCUCCACAGUUAAGCAUUUACACUGUUAUUGUGCUGUUUGUAUAGCUGUAAAAGUGAUUUGUACAGCAGUUCUGACAUAUUUUGCUGUAUUUGCCACCAAAAAAUGCCUACGCAAUUAAAUAAAUAGAUGGAUCCUCACUCCAACAAUAUACAGGACUGUCUCAGAAAAUUAGAAUAUUGUAAUAAAGUUCUUUAUUUUCUGUAAUGCGAUUAAAAAACAAAAAUGUCAUACAUUCUGGAUUCAUUACAAAUCAAUUGAAAUAUUGCAAGCCUUUUAUUAUUUUAAUAUUGCUGAUUAUGAUUUACAUCUUAAGAAAACUCAAAAAGCCUAUCUCAAAAAAAUAGAAUAUUUCCUCAGACCAAGUAAAAAAAAGAUUUAAAACAGCAAAACAAAAUCAAACAUUUGAAAAUGUCCAUUAAUGCACUCAGUACUUGGUUGGGAAUCCUUUUGCACGGAUUACUGCAACCAAUGCGGCAUGGCAUGGAGGCAAUCAGCCUGUGGCAUUGCUGAGGUGAUAUGGAUGCCCAGGAUGCUUCAAUAGCAGCCUUUAGCUCAUUUGCAUUGUUGGGUCUGGUGUCUUUCAGCUUCUUCUUCACAAUACCCACAAAUUCUCUAAUCCGGUUCAGGUCAGGGGAAUUGGCAGGCCAAUCGAGGACAGUAAUGCCAUGGUCAGUACACCAUUUACUGGUGGUUUUGGCACUGUGGGCAGGUGCCAGAUCAUGCUGGAAAAUGAAAUCAUCAUCUCCACAGAGCUUUUCAGCAGACGGAAGUAUGUAGUGCUCUAAAAUCUGCAUUUACUCUGGACUUGAUGAAACACAGUGGACCAACACCAGCAGCUGAAAUGGCUCCCCAAACCAUGGCUGACUGUGGGAACUUCACACUGGAUUUCAAGCAACUUGGAUUUUGCUCCUCUCCAACCUUUCUCCAGACUCUGGCCCCUUGACUUCCAAAUGAAAUACAAAACAUGCUUUCGUCUGAAAAGAGGACUUUGGACCACUCUGCAACUGUUCAGUGCUUCUUUUCCAUAGCCCAAGUCAGACGCUUCUUCCGUUGUCUUGAGUUCAGAAGUGGCUUGACCAUGAGAAUACGGCGUUUGUAGCCCAUUUCCCGGACACGUCUGUGAACAGUGGCUUUUGAUACCUGGACUCCAGUUUCAGUUUGUUUCAGAGUGUUUUUCAAGGCUCAGGAAACCCUUGCAGGUGUUUCGAGUUAAUCAGACCAUUCAAGUGAUUAAUUGAAUAUCCUACUAGUAUACUUUUUCAUGAUAUUCUAAUAUUUUGAGAUAGGAUAUUUGAGUUUUCUUAAGCUGUAUGCCAUAAGCAGCAAUAUUAAAAAAGUAAAAGGCUUGCAAUAUUUCAGUUGAUUUGUAAUGAAUCCAAAAUGUAUGACUUUUUUUUUUUUUAAAUUGUAUUACAGAAAAUAAAGAACUUUAUCACAAUAUUCAAAUUUUCGGAGACAUUCCUGUACGUACAUUGUUUUGAACACUUAAAGACAAACACUUAUAUUUUAGGAAGCUGAAAGUGGAGCUAAGGAUAUAUCUGAUACGCAAUAUGCAUAAUAAAAUGCUUCAGCGCUCAUGCAUUGUUUAAUAUCCGAUAUUAAAAAAUAUUAACAUGUUUUGUAAAUCUAAUUUUAUUUUAGGUUUAUAUGUGAAAAUACGCCGAGGAGAAUAAACAUUUUUACUGAUGUAUAUUGUCUGCCAGUAUUGUUAAAUGUUCUCAUGCUGUCUCGAUUAAAUUGUAUUUAUCUUA